Molecule: messenger RNA, 3589 nt
Organism: Pomacea canaliculata
Lineage: Eukaryota; Metazoa; Mollusca; Gastropoda; Architaenioglossa; Ampullariidae
Product: probable L-cysteine desulfhydrase, chloroplastic
Exons: 13
Coding region: 150-1457 (435 amino acids)
Source: RefSeq, a predicted model, not a curated record
GCAGAGGACGCCAUUUUGUACAACACCGAUUGGCUACUUGCUGUGUUGCAUUGUCACUGAUCGAAGUCAGCGUGCCAUCCGAGUGCAAAUUUUAUUUACAGUAAAUUAUACCGAAAAAAACUGGAUGAUAAGAGAGAUUCCUUACUAAUAUGGCCAAGAAAGAAAACUGUCGUGACUUUGGCUCAUUUCAAGCAUCAAAUGUCCAAGAACUAAUAAGUAUUCCAGAGGAAAAGUAUGAGUCCCCAGCAAUGCCAUUCCAGUUACCAUCCUUUAAAGACAUUCAGUUUGGGAACAAGUGUAAACAAAAGCAUUUUUUGUUGGAGGAACAGUGUACAUUUUUGAAUCAUGGAGCAUUUGGGUGUGUGAUAAAGGAGGCGAUUCAGAUUGCACAGCAGUGGCAGCUAUAUGCAGAGCGUCAGCCUCUGCGAUUUUUCGACAGAGAACUUUUGCCACAUCUUGUAUUUGUCACUCGACGCUUAGCAAAGUUUGUUGGAUGUGAUGCCAGCGACCUUGCUCUUUUGACCAAUGCAACUAUGGGUAUAAACAGCGUGCUGAGAAGUUUGACAUUUUCUCAGGGUGACAUAAUUGUGUGUCUAAGUGUUACAUAUGGUGCAGUGAAGAAGCUCCUGAGACAAAUUUGUGAGGACACUGGUGCAGAGUUGAAGGAGAUUCACUUAGAUUUCCCCAUCACUGGUGAAGAACAGGUUGUGGAUGCAGUGAGACAAGUGAUAAGUAAAGAAAAUGUGAAGCUGGCAGUGUUAGACCACAUCCCUAGCAAUGCACCAUUUAUUUUACCACUUGAAACCAUAUUGCCCAUUUGUCAUCAACAUGGAACGAAAGUGUUGAUAGAUGGAGCUCAUGCCCUUGGAUCAUUGAACCUACAUUUAGAAAAACUUAACGUUGACUUCUAUGUCUCAAACUGUCAUAAGUGGUUUUGCAGUCCUAAGGGUGCAGCAUUUUUAUAUGUUAGGAAAGAUCACAAAAACCAUGUUCGCCCAUUGGUGAUUUCUCAUGGCUAUGGCUAUGGAUUCAGUUCUGAAUUUAUUUGGUCAGGUCUGAAGGAUUAUAGCCCUUUCCUUGCAUUGCACACAGUACUUGACUUCUGGCAUGCAGCUGGUCCAGAUUCAAUACAUCGGUACAUGAGAAGAAUGUCCAGCCAUGCAGCAGAUGUCUUGUUAUCUUCGUGGAGAACAUCAUUGGCAGCACCAAUAUCCAUGUUUGGUUCCAUGAUUCUUGUGCAGCUUCCUGCCACAAUCUAUGCACACAAAAGUGUUGUUGAUUACAAUGAAGCAGAAAAAGUACAAAACCUUCUAUAUCACAGAUUUAACAUUGAGGUUCCAGUGAAGGCAUUGCAAGGGAAACUGUAUGUGAGAGUUUCACUUCACAUUCACACAACUGAAGACGAUAUCUGGUCACUUGCCAAGGCUGUCUCCUCUCUACAUGAGUUGUAUGCCUGACUGUCAAAUUUCAUUGUGACCAGUAACGAGAAUAAAAAACCCUCUAUUGUACAUUCUAAUUGCAUUCAGCAGGUAUUCUAUAGAAUUAUAUUAAAGUAUGUGUAUAUUUAUGGAAGGGAAAAAUUGUGAAAUAAAUUACAAGAAGGAACUUUUAGUUAGAUUUGUGUGCUAUUUGUCAAUGAAAUGCAAAUGAGUAUUCUUAUGAUAUAGUGCAUUAUUUUGGUGUGAAAAUUGUGUGGAUAAGCAUGUUUGUUCAUCAUGUAUGAUGUGUAAAACAUUUACUCACACAAAUCUUCACGUGGCUGGGAGGGUGUGAAAUUUGUCUUUUUUUGGAUUGAUAGUCAUGUGAUGGCCAGUCCAGAAGAAAAUGUUCCUAUAUCUAAAGGGCUUUAAUAAAUAAACCCUUAAUAUGCCCAUGACAAAGAGUGUCUUCUUAAAUUUUUAUCUUAUAUUUUAUUUUCUGCCAUCAUAAAUAUUGUAAAUCUCAGCUUGUCAUCAGGUGUUUUCUCAUCUUUGGGAAAUGCUCUGGCCACUCUUUAAGAAGUCCAUGUUUGACGUCAGUGUGUACCGUCCAGUUUCCAAAUUGUCUUUUCUCUCAAAGAUUUUAGAGAAAGUAGUUUUGACACAGCCUGGGGCCUACUUACAAGAGCACCACCUUAAUCCCCAAGCUCAGCUAGCAUAUAGACCUUUUCACAAUACCAAAUCUAAAGUGACCCCUGACAUAUCUAUAUAUUAUCUGCCCUUGAAUUGAUGUUUCUGUCUUAACUCUACUGGACCUGUCUGCUGCAUUCAACACUAUCGACCACCCUCUUCUCCUUCAUAGACUCCAUACCCUGUACAGAAUUUAUGGAUCUGCAUUAGCAUUGGUAAAAACUUUUAUCUCACUGAUAGGAUGCAGACUGUGUUUGUUGAUUGCCAAACAUCUCACCCUGAUCUGCUUUCCUGUACUUGGCCCAGUUCUAUCCAUUUUGUAUACAGAACUACUUUUUGUCAUUAUCCGGUCAUACCAGGUUUCUCGUCAAUUAUAUGCUGACAACAUAUACUCUACUCUACCGGCUAGCUGCCCACUGCAGUGGUGACAAGCGAGUGUUUUAACCACUACACUAACGGGAGCCCCUUGGCUUUCUUGAAAUUUCAUUUGGUGUCUUUUUGGAUGCUUGGAUUUAAGAAACUGGAUGGUGAUCAUUUCCUCCAAGUUAUUUGUAUAUGAUUCUUGUAGUGAGUUUCUGAAUGUCUUCACUAGCCAUUACUAUGUUUGGUGUAGAUGUUAUUUUCCAGGCUUUACAGUAGAAUGUUGGCAUUUCAGGGUUGACUGAGAAUUAAUUGGUGAUUAUACAUCUGAUCUUCUAUGUCUUCUCCCUUGCCACCUGGCUCUAUUCCAUCUUGAUUAAUGGCCAUUGAAGUAACAAAGUAUAAGAUGGCUGCAGUCCUUCAGUUUGGUUUUUCAUUGCAUUGUCUGUUGGUUUGGGACUAAUAGUUUGUUUCUAUAAGUUCAUCAGAUGGCAGAUUUGAGAUUUUCUUAGCAUGGUCUUCCAUUCUGUGGACUGCAGCUAACCUGAGUCAGUAGCCAUCCCUCUCCCAUCCCCAAACUUUUGUGUAUGGUUGUUCUGUUCCGUCCCCCCACUUACAAAGAAACAGUGGUUUUUAGUGUGGUAUGUUUCCUGGGAACAUAAGAUAUGAACAUUGUUAUUUCAGAAAUUCUUGUAGUUUCUUGCUUUUUAUAGCCUCCUCCAUUUCAUUAUGCUACUGUGAGCAGUGUCUCAUUGGGUAGGUUAUGUUGGCAGUAGUUCAACUCUGUCUCCAAAGCUGGCAGAGUUGCUAGUGGAUGCUCUUCCCCUCAAACUGUUGCACAGGAGAUGAAGAGCCACAUUGUUGAGGUGUGUUAAUAUCUAAUCAUUAUUUGACAUAGCAUGUGCACUUAUUUCCAUAGGGAUCCCUGGCACUUCUUGGGCGGGUUCCAUGUUCCAGUUUUAUUUUCAAGAUUUUCUCCUCUAGGUCCACUAUAUUUAUCCUGGGGGCUAAUUCUGCACAGUGUAUGUGGCCAGCACAACAAUGAAAAAUUCAGGCUAUGUGUUGCAGCAGCAGCAGCAGCAGCAGCAGCAGCAGCAGCAGCAGCAGCAGCAGCAGCAGCA